AAGGCACAAAAGCAGAAGAGACAACAAAAUUUUCGGCCCAACCAGUGACCGAGAAAAGGAGCCAAGAUGGAUUGGCUGACCUAACUCAAAAAGAAGGUGCUGAAAUUGCUGCUGACGCUGAAGCACCUCAAGAAAUUAAAGAAGCGGAGGCAGUACAGUCGGAGCAAGCUACCACUUCUGAAGCUGAAGCAACUGUUGAGGAGGCUGAGCAACAGCCAAAAGCUGAUGGCACACAGCCAGAAAGGGAGCAAACACAGGAAGAGGUGCAACCUACUAAGAAAACAGAAAUGAGCGAGGUAAAACAGGAAUUGACCGUUGACCAGAGCUCGGUGAUGGAUGCAUCUCCGGCAGUAGCGGAGGAAGAAUCACUGAUAGCAGAAGAAGAAUCAGAAGUUGCGAAGGAUAACACGUUCGAGCUGCAAGCAGCACCACCAGCGAAACAUUCAAGAACAUCAAAUGAACUGAGCGGUGAUGCUACUUUGCCGGAUGAGGCAAAGGAAGUUGUUGCGGAGCAGCAGCCCGAUGAACUCGUCCACAUUGAAACCACCGAAUUAAGCGAGGAGUCAACUACACCCAACAAAGGUUCCCGGAUAGUACAUUUUAUUACAAGAUGCAGUACACACCGCUGGCUGUGGCUGGCCAUAGAUCUGUCACUGGAGCACAUUAUCGGGCACUCGCUGAUCAUAGGUCUAUUGCGUGCUGACUGUCACAGUGCAUUUCAGAAUAACUUUUAUUCUUGA
This is a messenger RNA of Gongylonema pulchrum, 740 nucleotides long. Lineage: Eukaryota; Metazoa; Nematoda; Chromadorea; Rhabditida; Gongylonematidae. The record is from the annotation of a GenBank genome assembly.